This is a messenger RNA of Sinocyclocheilus rhinocerous, 1535 nucleotides long. RefSeq names its product protein kinase, AMP-activated, gamma 3a non-catalytic subunit (gene prkag3a). The coding region runs from base 1 to 1053 and encodes 350 amino acids. Gene Ontology annotation, cellular component: nucleus; cytoplasm; nucleotide-activated protein kinase complex. The record is from RefSeq and is a predicted model, not a curated record. Gene Ontology annotation, molecular function: protein kinase regulator activity; AMP binding; protein kinase binding. The transcript is spliced from 12 exons. Gene Ontology annotation, biological process: protein phosphorylation; regulation of catalytic activity. Lineage: Eukaryota; Metazoa; Chordata; Actinopteri; Cypriniformes; Cyprinidae.
AUGUGCACGGAUCGUCUCGACCAAAGUGCACAAGCACAAAUGGACACUGGCACGCAGGACAAUUGCCAUGAGGACUAUUUAAUGAACAGCACAGACCCCGAUCCAAAUGCAGAAGCUUAUAUGAACUUUAUGAAGAAACACUGUUGUUAUGAUGCAAUUCCCACCAGCUGCAAACUGGUCAUUUUUGACACCACACUGCAGGUGAAGAAGGCCUUUUUUGCUUUGGUUGCGAAUGGCCUGAGAGCAGCCCCUCUCUGGGACAACAAACUGCAGAGAUUUGUGGGUAUGCUGACAAUCACAGAUUUCAUCAAUAUUCUUCAUCGGUAUUACAGGUCACCUAUGGUUCAGAUCUAUGAAUUGGAGGAGCACAAGAUUGAGACAUGGAGAGGUGAUUCAUUUCAAAGCGUCUAUCUGCAAUAUCACGAUCAGUGUCUCAUCAGUAUCACACCCGAUGCGAGCCUCUUUGAUGCAGUCUACUCUUUACUGAAACACAAAAUCCACAGGCUGCCGGUCAUCGAUCCAGAGUCUGGAAAUGUCCUUCACAUAUUGACCCAUAAGAGAAUCCUCAAGUUCCUUCAUAUAUUUGGAGCUGCAGUGCCCAAGCCACGCUUCUUGAAGAUGCAAAUUCAAGAUGCAGGAAUAGGAACUUUCACAGAUGUGGCGACUGUCUCACAGACAGCCACUGUGUACGAUGCACUUUCUGUGUUUGUUGAGCGACGUGUGUCCGCUCUCCCGGUGGUGGAUGACGAUGGCAAGGUGGUUGCCCUAUAUUCCAGAUUUGACGUGAUUAAUCUUGCAGCGCAGAAAACCUACAAUAACCUGAGCAUGAGCAUGCAGGAGGCCAUGCGGAGGAGACACUGUUAUGUGGAAGGAGUCAUUAAAUGUUACCCUGAUGAGACUUUGGAGACUGUUAUUGCCAGAAUAGUCAAGGCAGAGGUCCAUAGGCUGGUGCUUGUGGACAGAGAUGACGUGGUACGGGGAAUAAUCUCUCUCUCAGACCUGCUGCAGGCCAUUGUUUUAUCUCCAGCAGGUAUCGAUGCUCUGUUUUCCUAACCUGUUCCCUCAUCUAACCUGCACUAGUAUCCAGGUAGGCUUUACUCUGCCUUCCUAGCCCAGCUAUGCCAACACUUGCAUUGCUACUGCGCAUAGUACUAGUCAAACGUUUGGACACACCUACUUAUUGUCUAUUAGGACUAUUUUACACGAUUCAGAACAAACAUAAAAUCAUCAAAACUAUAAAAUAACAUGGAAGUAUGGGGGGAAAAAAACAACAACUAUCUUUUAUUUGAAGUGCGUAAUGGGAAGUUUUACACACUAUUUUAUUAAUAAUAAUAAUACCUUUUAUUUAUAGGCGCAUUUCAAGACACUAAAGGACACCGUACAAUAUAAAACAAAACAAUAAAAAUACAAAACGCGAACGUUAUAACAACACAUUAAACAAGCAGAUCAUUAAAAGCUAUUCUAAACAAAUAUGUUUUUAUCUGAGCUUUAAAAUGGGAAAUUGAAUCCAGCUGGCGAAUGUGCAAAGGUAAAGA